ACAGGGAGAGGGCGGGUGAAGGGGCGUCUUCGGGGCCCUGAGGAGUCUUCAGGGUUUGGAGGAGGGGCGUGAGUGCGCGGCAAAACGGGCGGGAAGGAGCAAAAAAGGAUUAGGGCGGGCGCCGUGGCGGUUCCUGUUCUCACGGUCGCGAGGCCCAGGAACCAGUGUUGCGCGAGGGGAAGGCGGGACGCCCAGGUCGGUGUUAGGCCCAGACGAAUGCCCCCGUUUCCACAGCCCUCAUUCGCGUCUCCUUUCUUCCCCCGUGUUCCCCUAUCGGCCGGGCUGCGGGGCUAGCUGUGUGUAACGGGCCGCAGCGCCCGUCAGGCGUGGCCCGGGCCGGGGGCGCAGCUGGAGGGUCGCGGCCCGCUGUCCGCUGGCGGCUCGGGGUUCCGGGAAAUGUUGGCCGUCCCGCUAGGCUGUGGCGGGCGAGCCUCGGAGUCCGGGAGAGCUCAGUCCCUUUGCUUCCGGCGCUGAGCCUGUACUCCCGGGGUCUUUACAGGGCUCUCCGUUCUGACGAAACCUUUUGUUUUUCCUUUGUUUUUCUUUCUUUUUUGUUAAUGGGACCUGCGAUACGAGUAUUUUGUAGUGUCGGUGCUGCCGCUACGUGUGAAAAAUUUCUGGAAGUAUUGCUUUCAUAUCCUACAAUGAAUGCAAAUCGCAAAAUGCGUUGUAGACAUCCGCUUUGCGUUCGUUCACCUCUUUCAAGCGCCUACCGUGUGUCAAGCACUUAAGGUCACUCCGAAUCGGUGACAAACUUGGGAAAUUGCCAGGUCAUCUUUUAAGCAUGCAGCUGAACUUGGUUUUUUCAAUUUGAGAGUAUCUUUUAACAGCUCUCAGGGCCAUUUCUGAGCAUUAGAGAUUACAAGUACUCCACUGAACAACCAGUUCCAAAUCCCGUCCUCAAAUCCUGUGCUCCUGUUCCAAAUGGUAAUAGAUGCCUAAUAUUUCUUUUAUAUAAAAGAAAUGAGUAUAACUAGUAUUGCAUUAAGAGUUGAAACCUGGCUUUUAGCUACAUGGCAUGUUAAAGUGCCUUUAAUGUGGCUGGAAGCUUGUAUUAACUGGAUCCAAGAAGAAAAUGAUAAUGUUAAUUUGAGUCAGGCACAAAUGAAUAAACAAGUGUUUGAGCAAUGGCUCCUUACUGAUCUGAGAGAUUUGGAGCAUCGUCUUUUACCUGAUGGCAUUUUAGAAGUUCCAAAAGGAGAACUGAAUGGAUUUUUUGCUCUGCAGAUUAAUUCAUUGGUUGAUGUAAGUCAACCUGCAUAUGCCCAAAUACAAAAGUUGAGAGGAAAGAAUACAACCAAUGACCUAAUUACAGCUGAAACACAAGUAACCCCAAAACCUUGGGAAGCAAAGCCUUCACGAAUGUUGAUGCUACAGCUUACUGAUGGAAUUGUACAAAUACAGGGGAUGGAAUAUCAGUCUAUUCCAGCUCUUCAUAGUGAUCUUCCUCCAGGUACAAAAAUUUUGAUUUAUGGAAACAUUUCUUUCCGUCUUGGUGUUCUCUUAUUGAAACCAGAAAAUGUGAAGGUGUUGGGAGGAGAAGUAGAUGCUCUUUUAGAGGAAUAUGCCCAAGAAAAAGUUCUUGCAAGAUUAAUUGGGGAACCUGAUCCUAUAGUUCCAGUCAUACCAAAUAAUUCUAACCAAAGCAUCCCCAGAAUUACAGAUGUUCUACAUCCUGCAUUAGGACCUUCUGAUGAAGAACUCUUGGCAAGUCUUGAUGAAAACGAUGAGCUUGCAGCAAAUAAUAACACCUCUUUGGAAAGAAGUUGUUUCAGCACAGGUAGUUCUUCAAAUACUAUUCCCAUCGGACAGUCAGAUUUUGAACCAGGACUUGUUAUUUCUCCAAGACCAAAGGAGAAACCACGAAACCAGUCUAUGCUUUUUACUGAUGAGGAAUUAGAUGACUUUUCAUUGGAGGAGGCCUUGCUUUUAGAAGAAGCUGUCCAGAAAGAACAAACAGAGACCAAAGAAUUACAGCCACUGACUUUGAACAGAACUGCAGAUGAAAGUAUAGAGAGAUUUUCACAUAGAUCUAAUACUCUGAAUAAUUUUUCCUUGAUUUGCAAAAAUGGAAAUAAUAAUUGGAAUGAAAAAAAUUUAUCUGAGCAAAUAACUAAUGAAGACAAAUCUUUUAGUUGUCCAUCUGCUAGAGACCAAAACAGUAGUAUUGUUUCAGUUAAUCAUAAUGUACCCUUACCCCAUAAUUUUACAAAUAAAGAUAAGAACUCAGAGACAUAUAAUAAAAUAAAACAAACCAGCAGUUCAGAUGGACAUUCCUUAAAUAAUAAAAUAUUAAACGAAGAGCUGGUCAAUUAUGUACCAAAAAGUUGUUCAAAAAAUGAGUACCACUUACAAACUUGUUCUUCAAGUUCAGAGAAUAGCACUAAUCUUUCUAUCACCAUGGAUUUAUAUUCUCCACCUUUUAUCUAUUUGUCUGUUCUAAUGGCCAGCAAACCAAAGGAAGUUACAACAGUGAAAGUCAAAGCAUUUAUUGUAACCUUAACUGGAAAUCUCUCAAGUUCUGGUGGCAUUUGGAGUAUAACAGCAAAAAUUUCUGAUGGUACUGCAUAUCUAGAUGUAGACUUUGUAGAUGAAAUACUUACUGGUCUGAUAGGGUUUUCAGUACUAGAAAUGAAACAGUUAAAAAAAGAUCCUUGUAAAUACCAAAAGUUCCUGGAAGGUUUGCAGAAAUGUCAGAGAGAUCUAAUAGAUUUGUGCUGUCUAAUGACUAUUUCAUUGAAUCCCUCCUUGUCUAAGGCAACAGUACUGGCAUUACAAGAUGUUAACGUGGAACACCUUGAGAACCUAAAGAGGCGAGUAAAGAAAUAAUUUACUAGCAAACAAUUUAAAAAAAACAAGGAAAUAUUUAAAAUUAAAUUUGUCCUUUUACUUUCACAACUUUCUUUUUGUAAAAGGGGAAAAAGAAGUUUCAUAACUGAUUUCAGUCUAAUUUUAAAAUGUUUAAUUAUGUUUAUGUGUAAGUUUUUUUAAUAAAUUUUUUUAUAGUAA
Physeter macrocephalus (sperm whale) is the source of this 3009-nucleotide messenger RNA. RefSeq names its product RecQ mediated genome instability 1 (gene RMI1). NCBI's taxonomy places the organism in Eukaryota, Metazoa, Chordata, Mammalia, Artiodactyla, Physeteridae. The transcript has 5 exons. Gene Ontology annotation, molecular function: nucleotide binding. Gene Ontology annotation, cellular component: nuclear body; RecQ family helicase-topoisomerase III complex. Gene Ontology annotation, biological process: double-strand break repair via homologous recombination; resolution of meiotic recombination intermediates. The record is from RefSeq and is a predicted model, not a curated record. Bases 964 to 2829 code for a protein of 621 amino acids.